Xyrichtys novacula (pearly razorfish) is the source of this 10608-nucleotide messenger RNA. Lineage: Eukaryota; Metazoa; Chordata; Actinopteri; Labriformes; Labridae. The record is from the annotation of a GenBank genome assembly.
AUGCGCGUCCCCGACACCGGAAGUUUCAGACUGGUGGUUGGUGUUCAUGAGCACGGCUGGAGUAAACCGGCAACGACGUUACCGAAAGGAGAAGAGGAGCCGGCAGAUCCACAAUCCACGGAAUGAGAUUUACUUAUGUUCGUUUGCUGAAGUUUGGCCGUCACUCUCAUAAUAACGGUACGUGUUUAUAGUCGUCUUUUAUCGAAUAGGAGCAGUCGUCUGUGUCGAUUUUGUCACGGUCAGUCUUGUUAGCAUUAGCUCCUGAAAUUAGCGGAGUAGUGCUAACCAGUGUUGACGCCGUCCGUUCAAGUUAGCCAGGUGUUUCGCCGAGUUUUGCUGCUGUGUCGAAAAAUUGGGCCGUCGAAAAAAGAGGCUGUCAGUUCACAAGUUUUUUCUAACACAAAGUUGGAAUAAAUGUAUUGUAAAUUUUCAUAGUAUGAAGAGUACUUUGUAAUUAUGUGUUAAAAUUCCCCAAUGUUGGUUUCGUGAGACUUCUUUGCUGUAUAAAAUAAUGUUUGCAGUGGUGACUAACGCGUAGGAUUUUGACUCUGCGCAUGCGCGGGAGCGAUCGGAAGCACAUCUUUUAAGGAUUCAAUAACCGAUAGAACACCGGCAACCAUGGUGAACUGGCUAAUGUAGAACAUUUCACAAGCGGACCUAGAUGCGAUUUUCUUUAGUCUUGUUCGUGAAACAAUUGUGUGUACUUAUUAUGUCUCAUAUGGCCGACAUUACUGUGAACAUUCAGGACAAAUUCCUGAACAAAAUGGUCGGCGGAGUUAUCAGAGAAUCAGUUGCUCGCUGACGUCGUUAGCAGUGAUGUAAGCUAACGCGCUAACAGUUAGCUUUCGGUAAAGCGACGCCCAUAGGCCUCACAUUCCUCUACGAAUACCGUCAGUUUGAUCAGGUCCGUUUUACACUCGUUCAAUAAUUACCAUUUGAACGUGUUGAUUGAGUUAUGUUUUCACUAAAUUAGUUGUAUUAUUAUCUUAAGUUAGAAACUAAUGUUCCUCAGGACCGAUUUACGAGUCAACAAACUUGAAGUUAAUAAAAAAUAUUUACGUAGUCAUUAGAUUGUUGUGAUAGAUGGGUAAUAUUUUGAGGUUAAAUAUUAGAAAUGAUUAAUAAAAGAUGUCCAAAAACUGUAACUGAACAUAAACUUGACCAGCCACAACAUUAUUGACACCUGGACAAUCUGAUGCAGCCCAAUACAAUUUCUCUACCAUAAAUUCUGCUAUAAAGGAGCUUCUAAAUUUAAUUUUUUAUUCACAUGGUCAGACAGGUUAUAAUAAUGUCCAAGUAUUGAUUGUUUGAGUUGUAGCUGGUGUUGGUGGUGAACUAGAGUGCAUCAUCUAGAAAGAUGCAACAAGGAUUCACUUCAGCUGUCUUUUAUCAGCUGCACUGGGGUUAUGAUGUAAUCGGUCUUCAUUAAAUGCAUUUACUGAUACCUGACACAUGAUAGUGAUGAUAUCAUUGUGCAGCAUUUCUGUCAUAACUGAUCAAUUGCAAGUCAGUCGUACAGUGAUGGACCAGGAUGUCUACUGACCCCAAGGAAAAGAGCAGAAGUUAUGUCAAUAGCACCACUGCAGUUAGUUGUGUAGCUGUUACAUUGUGAGUCCAAUUGGAAGAGAAAUGGAUUCAGAGUGCAGUGUGAAUUUUCAGAUCACAAUAUUAGAAUUUAAUGCCAGCAACAGUUUGAUUGUAUGCAGAGGUCAAGAUGUGUGUUGAUGAUUUUUCCCACCACCUCCUUUGAUGCAACAUUUCUUGUAAAUCCAUAAGUAGCUCAAAGUAAGCUUUGCCAAACUGCAUCAAAACAAUGUAAUAGUUUGGUCUUUACACUAGCCACCGUCCGCUUGUAAAAGUGUAUGAUUACCGAGAGAGAAAACAAGGUGUACUCAUCUUUACUGUGAGUGCUCACAGUGUGGAGAUACAAACAUGUCAGUUUAAACAGCUCUAAACAUGUCCUCUGUCAUGUGAAUGCUGUCUUUGUUCCUUCCCUAAAGUUUGUAACUGAUCAUCUUCAUCAAACUUUUUCCCUCCACAGCUGCUUCCUCUAAACAUCUCUAAAGUGAGGUUUCGACGCACAAGUUUUGAAGAACCUGGUCCGUUUCCAAAGACAGCCCACUCCACUGCCGGGGGAAGAAAGAGCCUGUUAUUCCAGUGACCCCGGCGUGAGAAGAGGAGUGUGAGCGUAGUGUGUGUGUGCAGCUCUCCCUAUGUGUGUCACAAUGGGAGACAUCAGUGACCUGGACCGACAGAUAGAGCAGCUCCGACGCUGUGAGCUCAUUAAGGAAAAUGAAGUCAAAGCGCUGUGUGCUAAAGCCAGGUAAUGGAUCAACACAGAACACCCCCACAAAAACAAACACAAAAAGAAAACAAAUCCUGAGUGCAUUCAUCUUGGUAGCAAAAAGCUCAAGAACUCUGUAUUGCCCUAUUUGCCUCAUAACACAUACGCACUACAACUUUCUUACCUUUUUUUGUGGGUUAUGACUGCAGUUUCCUUUCUCUCCUAAAAAAAAUCAAUAACUUAGUUUCUGUUUCAAUACAUUUUCAACACAAACAUUUCCAACAGCAACCAUCAGACUGAUAUAGCUCUGAAAUACUUUGAAACAUCUGACCACCAAAAAACGUCCUCAUCUUUGAAGUGCUUGUAAAGGAUCCAGAGAUGCCAUAAAUAUUUGUACUCUCAGUGCUCAUACUUGAUACUGUGAUCGUUGCAGGCUGUUUUUGCAUUUAUUCCCACGAUGGGAUAGACUUGGAAGACUGAUGGACUUAAUAGUUUCAUUGUCCAGCCUCAGUUAUUCUCAAGUAUAUAACUGUUCUUAGAAAACGAGGUCAUAAAAGAUUGGUAUACAUAAAAAUGUUUACACAGCCAUAUGAAACAGCCAUACAGCUGAAUGAAUGCUGUUGGUUACAUUUUUUACGUAUUCUUUGUUAGUUUUUGAGAACAUUAUCUCUACAGUUGUGUAAGUCUUUGCAAACCAAUGGUGAGUCCAAAAAUCUCGCAGCAAGAAAUGUAAAAACAUUGUGCUGUGAAAUGUAAACAGGUUCCACUUCUGUCUGGACUAAAUUACUGUAACUCCGAAAGAUUUAGAGUCUUAACACUUAUGUAAGCUGUCAUAUUACACAGUCAUGACCCCUGGCUCAUAAAGAGGCUGUACAAAGGGUGCGGUUUAACAGCCUCAUCUUUGUCGGUGUUAUUUAGCUCAAACAGAGCUGUAAAUUAAAAAGACCUGUGUAGAUACUAGAUAUGAAAAAGUGAGGGUUGCACUUUAAAUGUAAAUGUUUUCAUGCAAAUUGAAGAGGCCAGUUUUCACUGAAGGACAGCUCAUUGAUUUUGUCAGUCUUGAAAAUUCACAUGGUAAAUCUAUAAGGUUUCAGUAAAAUGUGAUUGUGAUUUAAUAACGCAAGUUUGUUUUAUCUUUUUCAGAGAGAUUCUGGUAGAAGAAAGCAACGUUCAGAGAGUAGACUCUCCUGUCACAGUAAGGAACUUUCUCUUGUUUUGGAAAGCUGUUGAUGUGAAAUAAGUUGAAUGUCUCACUAACAUGUCUCUUGUUUGUUUGUUUGUUUUCUGACAGGUGUGUGGGGAUAUCCACGGUCAGUUCUAUGACUUAAAGGAGCUGUUCAGAGUAAGUUUCUCAUUCCCCUCAAGGAUCCUGAGAAUUCACAGUUUCAUUUGUCAGUGUGAUCUGUUUUGAAGGUUAUCCUUUACGGCCUCAUAAUGUACUGAAAGAUAGCAUUGGCAUACACUGGCAGGAGUCACGUUGAAGGACAUGUGUGAAUUCCCGCUAUCAGUCAUGCCUUGUCCAGGUGCCUGCAGAAAACAUUGGAGACAGUUUUCCAGCAAUAAUAAGCGGUCAGAUUUUAGAUUAAAAUGCUUCCUUGCUCACCCCUCUCAUCAAUGAAGCAGCAGUGGCCUUGGAGGACAAGCAUGAUCCCCGGUUUGUAAAGAUUUACUGUCACAAACAUUUAACGUCACAAAUGUCUUUGCAACUUAUUUUUACACAACUACUGCUCUGUGCUCUCGUCGUCCAGCUGGUGCUUUUUACACAGCCACUUGCUACAACAGCAGUUAGUAUGUGACUAGUUUGUCCAUUCUUUGCCACCGUAGAACAUAAAUAAUCAGAAUGGCAGCCCCUGGGGAAAGCCUGCUCUUGUGCAGGCAUAUAAGGCUCAUUUCAAGUAAACAAAAAACAGUUCAGGUGAUGAUACAGUGCUUUAAACAAACCUGAAUAUUAUAUGUCAUUUUUACCAAGUCUAUUCAGCUAAAUGUGGCUAAAUACCGCACACUCUAACCUUGUUGGGGGCACUCAAGCAACUCUCAGAUGUGCUGCUGCAGCUAUCUGUCAGGAGCAGGCACCGGAAAAGAAGUGUUGCAUAAGCUCCCUAAUUUUUUUUUUUUAAGUAAUGAAUAUUCAAAAAUCAUGACCUAGCCCUGAGGCAUGCAUAUGGUAGAAGUGUUAAAAAUAUGCAUUUGAGGUAGACGCACAAGCUGUGGUUGGACAUUUUUGUAAUGCUGCUUUUCAUUCCGCUAAAUAAACGUGGUGAUGUUCUCUGCAGAGGUCUGCUGAGAAAAAAAUCAAAAGUAAAGACAGAAAGCUUUUGUUUGUUUUGUUUUCCAUUGAGAGAUUUUAUGAAUCUACUCUUUACAGAAAUAAUUCUGCUGUUGCUCUGUUGCUGUGCAUAUCGUCAGCGUACCUUACAAACAUGCCAGUUCAAAAUUUGUGGAAAUAGACUGAGAGUGUUUUUCCUUUUGUACUUCUGUGUAUUCACAGUCCUUAUUCCUGACCUAAAUUGUUUUGGUUUUAUUUUCAGGUUGGUGGCGAUGUCCCAGAGACAAAUUAUCUUUUCAUGGGUGACUUUGUGGACAGAGGCUUCUACAGUGUUGAGACUUUCCUUCUUCUGCUAGCUCUUAAGGUAAACAGAGACUUUUGUUUUCAGCAGGUGUGGGUGUGUUGCUCUGUGGAAGAGGAGAUCAGAUUCAAUCGCCUUCACUGCAUGCUUUUAAAAUUAGUAUUUAACCUGCACUUAAAAUAUUCUGUUCAAAACUCGAACCUCUUGAUGCUUUGAGGAAAUGCUUGUGUGCCUCUUCACCCCUUUGCUUCUGCUCAUCAGGUGCGCUAUCCAGACAGGAUAACCUUGAUUCGGGGAAACCACGAGUCCCGCCAAAUCACCCAGGUCUACGGCUUCUAUGACGAGUGCCUCCGCAAAUACGGCUCAGUCACUGUGUGGAGAUACUGCACAGAGAUAUUUGACUACCUGUCGCUCUCUGCUAUCAUCGACGGCAAGGUGAGAAAGAGUUGUUCUUGACAUUCAGAGAUUUUUUUUGCUGCUUUGGUAUUUUUUUUGUGAUGUUGAUGUGUUCUUCUUCUCUUUUAGAUCUUCUGCGUGCAUGGGGGUUUGUCUCCCUCCAUCCAGACACUGGACCAGAUUAGAACCAUUGACAGAAAACAAGAAGUACCUCAUGAUGGACCCAUGUGUGACCUCCUGUGGUCAGACCCUGAAGGUAAAGGAAACUUUCUCAACUGGAAUAGAACAGAAAUGAGCUCCUGUGGCUGAAUGUAAGUUGGACAGACAAUAGUUUCUGAAGAUUUCACCUGCUUUAUCCCCUCCCCCUCAGACACCACAGGGUGGGGGGUGAGUCCCAGAGGUGCCGGCUACUUGUUCGGGAGUGACGUGGUGGCUCAGUUCAACGCUGCCAACGACAUCCACAUGAUCUGCAGAGCUCACCAGCUGGUUAUGGAGGGCUACAAGUGGCACUUCAACGAGACGGUGCUCACUGUGUGGUCAGCGCCCAACUACUGCUACAGGUGAGGAGACGCUUUCAAUCGAUUUGAAAGUACGAACAUCCUCAGUGAUGUCUGAGGCCUGACUUCUUUAGAGCUGAGUCACCAUGUUCACGCAGAGGUGGAGUCGGCUUCUAUUUAUGUAACAACCUUAUAAAACCUCAUCAGACAGGAAGCAACGCCAGCCCAUCAGAUAACCUCAACAGCACAUUCCUGGUGGUUUACUUUGUGUCAUGUCAUACCUGUAACGUUGAAUCUGCAUCUCUGUGAGGAUAAAAAUACUGAACAGUCCAAAGGAAAUUUCUAGAAGUUCAGUUUUGAAGCGGUGCUGAGAUUCUCCGGGCGUCUUUGAGUUUUGUUCAGAUAUAGCAGGUGUUUUUGUGUCUGACUGUUGAAAAACUAAAGUUUACUUCUACUUUGAUUCAUCCUGAUGAUGUACCACCUGGACACUUGGACUCAUGGGCGUUCAGCAUUUCAGUAACGGUUACAGAUAAUUAAAAGCCUAAAAUUAGAGCUGCAGAAUACUUAUGGGAGGUUGAUUUAUCUUUUAUGUCUCUUGGAUAUCCAACGCAAAUAUGAAAAAUAAUAAUGGAAAUCACAUCUUAUACACAUGUACAUGUGGGUAAUGCAUGUUCAUAUCUAAUAAUCAUAUUUUCUAUUAUUUAGGCGCUUAAAAAAUCUCUAUUUUGUCCCAGAAAAAUGUAGAAGCUCUCAACUCACUUUGUUUCAGCCCGCUCCUAGCAACACAGAGAGAAAACAGGUGGAGCAACCUUUGCCACAGACAACUAGACAGACCCGUCCCAGUUGUGGGACUUCUAUGCCGUCUACCUUUUCUGACCCGUUCAAAGUCGUAUUUGAUUUGCGUGUCUGGACCAGCCCUGUGACAGCAGCUUCAAACAUGCAUGCCUCUGCUGUGCUACAUUCUGCCGAACAUGCGCUGCAGGUGUAUCUGUUAGAAGUAAAAAUCCUGAGCCUUAUUUGUUUCGUGGACAGUGAGUAAAUCCAGCCAGAGCCUCAAACAGCAAUCAGAUGAAUUAUCGGGAGUAAAUAGGAGUAAAACAAAAAUACUCUCAAUCUAAAGUCCUCAUGCGUAAUGGAACGUCUGCCCUGAGCAUGCUGAUGAAAUGAGAUGUGACAGCAGAUGAGUUGAUACUUGUUCACAACCAGGUGACACACACUGCACAUGCUCAGCAGUCAGUACAGGCUGUGCUUUGGUGAAGAGCUGCACUUGUUUAGUCAAAUUUGAAAGAGUCUCUUUGUAGAAACAUAAUGGAAGACUGGAAUCAUGUCGUAUUAAACUGCAAAAACAUUAGCAGGUGAUGUGACACUAAUGGAUCUUUUCAAAUUUGAAGUUACUUUGUUCUAGAUGUGUUCCUCUUUUCUGCUUUCAAUGCCAGAGAAGACAGCUGAAGAGAGGUGGGAGUUGUGGGGAGUAGAGAGUGAGGGAAGAAAUACAUGCAGCACAGGAUCAUGACCAAGAGUAGAACCAACAAUCUCUGCUGUGAGAGCUAUAACCUCUGUGUGUGGGGUGCAAGCUUAAGGCCUUUUCACAACCGGGACCGCUUUUGUCGUGUGAUUAUUUUGGACAUCAAUACCCGUAUCCAGUCAUUACAAGCGUUCACAUCAGUGACCUUUUCCCGUCAGAUCACGGUUGAUUUUUCUAAAGUUUCGCAUACUGUGUGUCCACUUCUGACCAAUCAGAUUGCAUGUUGUUGUGACGUCUGAUUCACCGGUAUAUCUAGGCCUGUCGCGAUAAUCAAUAAAUCGCCUUAUCGCUUGGUAAAUAAAAACGAGGUCGGUCAUUUUGCCAGCCUCGAUAAUUAACGUGCGUUUGUUUUCCUCCUCUCUCGCUACCAAACACGCUGGAUGAGAGAAGAGGUCUCACUCUGCGCAUUUUUCUCGGCACCUGGGGGUGUUGGCUCUAUAGCGGAAUGAACGGAGUUAGUGAACCCUCCUGUCAGUCAUUCAGUGUCUUUGUCACGGGGGGGGGGGGGGGGGGGGGGGCGCGCACAGGUACACGUAGGCGCGCACAGGCACACAGACACAGACUUUUGGAUACAGUGCUGCAAGUGAGCAUAGUGAGUGAAAAGCAAGCAAACAGAAUGAACACGACAGCUUUGGUGUCUAAACCGAACGCAGCAGCCCAAGUGUGGGAAUAUUUCGGCUUUAAACCAGUUUUGUUUUCGUCAAUCACAAAACUCCACGUGUUCGCGCGCGCGCUCGUGUGUGUCUGUGUGUUGGAGGAGCACAGCAGGCUGAUGAGAGAUGUCAGAGCGGACUGAAGCUGCUCCUAUAUGUUUAGCGUUUAACUGACUGAGUUUUGCAACUCUGUUCGUCAUUUUCGUCUCGUCCCAUCAACGUAAACGCACUUUCAUCUCGUCACAUUUUAGUCAUCUCCGACUUAUGUUUAGCUCGUCAACGUUACGUCUUCGUCGUGGGUAAAAUUAAAGUUUAUCACUUUUGACACGGUGUACUCGUAUUAUUAUGCCAUUUAAUAUCAUUAUCUAUAAUUUAAAAAACGGUGUCAAUAAUAUCGUUUAUCGGCGAUAAUUUGUAGCACAAUUAUCGUCCAGCAAAAUUUGUUAUCGUGACAGGCCUAGGUAUAUCCAACAUGGUCGACCGGCUGAUUGUUUACAUGUCGGAGAACAGAGUGCAUUUUGAUUAAAAACACAAAUAUUACAAAGAUAAUGACCUGAAGGACAACUUGUGGAGAGUCAUAGCUGAUAUGACGAUGGUUUGUGUGCUUUAACUUUCAUCUGUGCUAACGUAAGCUAACGGUUGUUACCAUAGUUUCGUGUGCUUAUCUGGUACUGGCCCCGACUCAGUAUUUGCUAUCAUGACAGACAACACUAGUGUCUAAUCAGAACUGAAAACAAUCAGCGACCAUGGUACAGUUUCAGCUCCUGAACCAAGCAGUAAACUCACCAAGUUCUCUUCUUUUUUGUAAUAUUAGAUGCACCCAUGUGCUACGUUUCUCUCUUUUUUGAGAGAGCAAAAGAAGUACCAAUUUGCCAUCACUUGAAGUUAAAGUAGACUCCAUUUUUGUCCUCUCGCUUCCACCUGGGACGCUGUAGUAUGGUCCCGCCCUCCUUCGCCGCUGAUUGGCUACAAGUGCUGACCAUUUGGCUUGAGCGUGUGAUGACGUUUUUCAGCUUUUCUAGCCCAUCAGAGGCAAAGGAGGCGGGACUUUGGGAAAAGUCUUCCCCAGGAUGCGUGUUUCUCCCCCCGGAAAGUCGCAAAAUCGCAUCAGGCCUGAUGUGUAUAGUCAGGCGCGUCAAAAGUCGCCUCCGAAUAUUUCGUAGUUUCGCGUUCUAUAUUUGCGUCGGCCCCGGUGUGUAAGGACCUUUAAACUGAUGAGGCAGCUCCCACUUGAGACAGAUAAGUUGAUGCUGUAUGAAAGUUGGCAUCCAUUCCCCUCUAUCCCCCCUGUAUGCUUGAACUCAAAACUACCCACAGCUGCCUCUAGAGGGUGUAACUUCACAGCUGCCAACCAUUGCUGUUAUUUUUUGUUAUUCUUUAGAUUGAAUUAGUUAUUGUUAAUGUUUCAAAGUAAUUCCCAACACACUGCAUCAACAGCCUUUUACAUACUGAGAAUAAUGUUUGCCAGUAGAAGGAUGCUGGAUGGCAGUGGUAGUCACAUAACAUAAUACACACAUCAUGAAAGUGGUGAGAUAGACAGCUUUGUCUACAAAAUCAACACAAAGUAACAAGUUGUCGAAAAAGGAGCAGGUACUCUUUGUUGUUUGAGUCAUGUCCUGGUGUGUUUGUGGUCAGAAGAGGUCUGAAGGUUCCUCAAAGAUGAUCUAACUGAAAAUAACAGCCUGUUUGUCCAUGUUGUGAGAGUCCUAAUAACUAAAAAGACUUCCUCUGUUUGCUCUCUCAGGUGUGGUAAUGUGGCAGCCAUCUUGGAGCUGGACGAGCAUCUACAGCGGGAGUUCAUCAUAUUCGAAGCAGCGCCGCAAGAGACCAGAGGCAUCCCCUCCAAGAAGCCAGUAGCCGACUAUUUCCUGUGAAGUUUUUCAGAAAAAAAAAGAAAUAAAAUAAAAACAAACAGCCAUGAUGUGUUGAAAAUCACCCUCACCAUUUCACACCGGCCUCCCUCCAUCCUGCUGCUGGACGCUCCUGUCAGUCUGAACUCAGGGCAGUAAGACAGAAACCUUUUGAGCCCUUGACGAGCUGGAUUUUUGCUGCGCUGUCUGAGCCUGACAGAGCGGUCACUGUGAAAGGUGUCAGGGGGGCGAGGCGGACACGGGGCCCAUGACUGUUGUCUCUUCACCUCAGAAAUAUAAAGACGGACAUUUUCUUUCCCCCUUCAGCCUCCUUCCACUCAGCUCCUCUCCCCCUUUCUCUCUCUCUCUCUUUCUGUAGAUAUAACUCUCCCCCUGAUUAACCUCACCUCCUGUAGUUUUUUUUUUUUCAUGAGGAACACUUAGUUUUAGAAAUGAUUGGAAGGAGUUUACUCUUUUUUUCCUCCCCCAGAUUAUGCAGAUGUAGGAACAGUUUUAUCUUAAGGAAUUCCUCCAGUGCAUACUGUGUCUUCUUUUGUUUUUGUUUUUUUGAUUUUUGUAUAAUUGUUGCUGCCAGGAUUGAAUGCAAAUUGCUCUCAUGUUUCUGUUGAGCUGUCAUGUGUGUCACUAUUUAACAAACCGGGUGCUGCUGCUUGCUCAGCACAUCACAAAUAAACACCACAGAUAUAAAGACUGGCCACCAGGAGUCGCUAUAUUCACCAUUGUUUUCUCUAGUUCAUCUUAAUCUACAAACCUCUGUAGGUCUGUCAUUUUUGAUAUUGUGAGAAUAAAGUUUUUGUAUCAAUGCCGAAAAACUU